Messenger RNA from Brassica rapa (field mustard), 648 nucleotides. RefSeq lists its product as uncharacterized. NCBI's taxonomy places the organism in Eukaryota, Viridiplantae, Streptophyta, Magnoliopsida, Brassicales, Brassicaceae. The record is from RefSeq and is a predicted model, not a curated record.
AUGCGACGCCGUGUUUGUUUCAUGCUAGAGCUAGGCCUACAUUUUAGUAGUGUUAUGAACUCAGUCAGUGGUUUGCGGUUUAGCAUCCCCAUACCUCACUGGGCGAUUCCCCUGUCGCUCACCCCUCCUUCUUUCCCCUUUCAGGCAGCGAGAGACAAGAAGUUUGGGCUUCACCCCCGGUGCCAGUCUCUGUCGCUUACCCAUCUGUGUUUCGCGGACGACUUAAUGGUGUUUGUAGAGGGUACUAAGGAAUCUGUUGAAGGGAUUCUUGACGUUUUUGAGAAAUUUGAAGUGUGGUCGGGUCUCUCCAUCAGUUUAGAGAAGUCCACUAUCUAUAUGGGAGGUGUAUCUGAAGUGGAGCAGGGUAGGAUUCUCAGAAACUUCCCUUUCGCUGUGGGUGAACUCCCGUUUCGUUACUUGGGUCUUCCCUUGAUGACUAAGGCCAUGAGGAGGCAAUAUUAUAUGCCACUGCUGGAGAAAAUUAGAAGUCGCAUAUGUUCUUGGACUAGCCGCUUUCUCUCGUAUGCAGGACGACUGCAGCUUAUCAGAUCGGUUUUGAUGAGUAUUGUAAACUUCUGGGGAGCGGCUUUCAGAUUACCUGGCCAAUGCACCAAGGAGAUUGAACAACUCUGUUCAGCUUUUCUCUAG